UUGAAAGGCUUCUCCGCCAUUGUGAAGAACCAACAGGGUCACUGUUUCUACAGAGCUUACAUUUUAUUUAAGUAUUCAGGCGAAAACAGCUGCUGGAUUAAAUUGUAAAUAACUCUUCUCUGAUUAUUAUACAGACCGAACACAGCGGAGGUGCAGUGCGCGGGUGGAUGUUGGGGUUGAGAGCCCUGUUUGGCCUUGGUCUCCUCGUGACUUCACGGGGGGUAUCUGUCCUCGCCCACAGAGUAGCACAUGCACAUGUGUGUGAGAAUACCUACAGAGCGUCCUCGGCUAGACAGGCCUGCACCAUGGCCAACUCCAUCAAAUACUUAGGGCAGGAAGAAGCUCAGCGAAUUGACGAGGAGCUUUUUUCAGAGUACAGCUUCAGUGUGGAUCAGUUAAUGGAACUUGCAGGACUAAGUUGUGCUACCGCCGUUACAAAGGGUUAUCCCUUGCAGUCUCUGAUCAAGAGUCCACCGAGAGUUCUGGUGAUUUGUGGCCCAGGCAAUAAUGGAGGAGAUGGGUUGGUGUGUGCUCGUCAUCUCAAACUGUUUGGCUAUGAGCCUUCUGUUUUAUAUCCAAAGAGGCCAAACAAACAGCUCUUCCAGAAUUUGACCACUCAGUGUGAGAAGAUGGAGAUACCGCUCCUGUCUGGGUUGCCUGAGGCAGAUGAAAUCGAUGAAGUUUAUAAUGUGGUGGUCGACGCCGUCUUUGGCUUCAGCUUUAAGGGUGCAGUGCGAGAGCCCUUUGGAGACAUUUUAUCCACACUAAAAAAGAUCAGCAUUCCAAUCGCUAGUGUGGACAUCCCAUCAGGUUGGGAUGUGGAACUGGGCGGGCGUGAUGGGAUCCAGCCGGACAUGCUGAUCUCGCUCACUGCCCCGAAGAAAGCAGCGGAGCACUUUAAAGGACGCUACCAUUACCUGGGAGGGCGGUUUGUCCCUCCAGCUCUGGAGAAGAAAUACAGCCUGAGGUUGCCUGAGUACCCUGGCACUGAGUGUGUGUACCAGCUCAACUGAGGGGGAGGAGGAGUGUGAAACAUUAAUGUACCUUUAACAGCAUUAAAAAACAUUACUGUAUUGGGUGAACUAGUAGUCUGAGCACUUUUGGAAUUUGAACAGAAGGAUGUUUAAAUGUUAAACAAUAAUUGUUGUGUUGGAAGGAUUGAAAGUUAGUCUGAUGUAUAAAUAUUUUCAAAGGAGAGUUUAUUUUUGAUCGAAUGUAAUUAAAUGUCACAGACUGUUCUGAGCA
Molecule: messenger RNA, 1245 nt
Organism: Astyanax mexicanus (Mexican tetra)
Lineage: Eukaryota; Metazoa; Chordata; Actinopteri; Characiformes; Acestrorhamphidae
Gene: naxe
Product: NAD(P)HX epimerase
Exons: 7
Coding region: 168-1013 (281 amino acids)
Cellular component (GO): mitochondrion
Molecular function (GO): NAD(P)HX epimerase activity
Source: RefSeq, a predicted model, not a curated record